UCUGCUCCCAGUUUGUGGAGAACGGGAUCAAAAACAACAUGGCAUCAAUUACCAAGCAGCUUUCCUCAAUAAACUGUGCAGGAAAGAGAGCCACCCCCUCCUCUACUGUGAUCAGGCUGGUUUUACUGGGGAAGACAGGCAGCGGCAAAAGCUCCACGGCCAACACCAUCUUAGGCCGCAAAGUCUUAGAUUUGAAGGUCAGCAGUGCCUCGGCCGGACAGCGUUGUCACAGGGCAAGUGGAGAAUUUCGCGGGCGACAGCUGCUAAUCCUUGACACCCCAGGGUUGUUUGACACCAAACAGACUCAACAAGAGGUACUGAGGGAGCUGAGGAGGAGCGUUAGCCUGCUUUUCCCUGGGCCCCAUGCCUUCCUCAUCAUCAUUCCGAUUGGGAGGUUCACUCAGGAUGAGAGAGAGGCAGUGCAGCAGAUCAAGAAUGCAAUGGGUUCCCAUGCUUUGAGCUUCUCCGUGGUGAUUUUUACUCAUGGAGACCGUCUGGAAGAGGACACGUCUGUGAAGGAGUGUAUGAUCGACCAAAGCAAGGAACUUGCUGAGCUGGUGGCCGGAUGUGGGGGGAGGUACUGCGUGUUCAACAAUCAGAACCACAAGGACAGGGAACAAGUGACCGAGCUGCUCGGCUUGCUGGAUGGUCUGAUGCAAGGCAACGGCGAAAGCUACUAUAACAGCAAAAUGCUGCAGAAAACAGAGGAAGAUUUGGCUCAUCAGCUGCGGGAGGGGAGGAGGCUGCUGUUUGAGAAAGAUGAACUCUUAAGAAAGAAGCACAUGGAAGCUGUGAAAGUGAGGUAUGAGAAGGAGCUGGAGAAAGUUCAUCAGAAAACCCAGGCCGAGCUGGUGGAGCUGAAGAAAAAACAGGAGCUGGAGAAGGAGAAAGAGGAGAAGCUGGCAAAAGAUCGCGAGGAAGCUUUGAAGCGAGACAUAGAGGUCAAGAAGUCACAGGAAGUAGCAAAACUGAUGGAGAUAGAAAAGAAGAAGAGAGAAGCUCUCCAAGAAAGACUCGACAGAGUGAAUAAAAUGUUAGACGAUCAACUGAAGCACGAGGAAAAGAUGAAACAGUCGAUGGAGGAGAAGAUCCAAAGAAACAAAGAGGAGUACAGAAAGAAAGAGAAGGAGAUGGAGCUUCAGUGGAAACAGAUAGAGCAAGCCAUCAGACAGAGAGAACAAAUGGAGCGAGAUGUGUUGCAGAAAGAGCUGGACAACCUCAUCCUGAGCCUGGAGGUGCUGGGCAGGAACGAGGAGGACAGGAAGAAGGAAAUCGAGGACAAGCUGCGACGAGAAAGGGAGGACAAUAAGAGGGAAAUCGCCGUGCAAAUGGAGCAGCUGAGAGCCGAGAAACGGAAAACGGAGGCUCUGAAGCAAGAGUUAAGACUGAUGGAGGCCAAGAUGGAGCAGCAAAAAUGGAAUGAAGAAAACCUCAAGAGGCUGCUGCAGGAGAGUCUGCAAAACGAGAGGGAACGGUUUGACAGCCACAUGUUCCUGUUGAGGGAUCAGUGUGGGGAGAUAUGUGCAUUUAAUGGGCAGAUUUCUGUGGAGAAGAGCUGCACUGGGAUGAAUGUGACUGGAUACGUGCAGGAGAUGGGGCUGCUGGGGCUGAACAUGGCUCUGGAGAAGAUAGGAUCUCCGUGCUGCAUUCAAUGACAUCAUGGGAAUUCUUCUGAAUGUAAAUUUUUCUUCAGUGCCAACAAGUGGAGUCGUGAUUUCAUCCUAAAUUUAUAAACAUUUCGUAAGCCAGGAAAAAAGAGAAAAUGUUAAAGUUUUUUUUUAAAUCAUUUUAUUUGUAACAGAGAAGUAAUUCCUGUGCAUGGCCUAAAUAAACAAAUGCACAAAUUCUCUCAAUGAUGAUGGAAGUAAUCUGAUAAUCAUCUCCCUGCCCUCUGUCCUGUACGGCCGACUCUGCCUCUAUCAUCUAAAUCUCUACUGUAAACUAAACCCUGUUGUCAUGAAUAAAGAGGAAUUACGGCUGGAG
Messenger RNA from Oryzias latipes (Japanese medaka), 1983 nucleotides. RefSeq lists its product as uncharacterized. Gene Ontology annotation, molecular function: GTP binding. The record is from RefSeq and is a predicted model, not a curated record. Lineage: Eukaryota; Metazoa; Chordata; Actinopteri; Beloniformes; Adrianichthyidae.